AUGGCUGACCCUACCAACGACCCUUCUGCCAUGCACGUCGACCCCGACGACGGUAGAGUGGCUGCCAGCCAGUCCGCGCCACCGCUGCCGUCAAUUCACACUCGUCAGCCCUCGGUCUCUACUACUCCUACUACCCUGCCGUCCUCGUCGUUCAACUCGAACGCGCUGGCCUUCCGACACAACCACGCUGCCAGCGCCGGCCUUCAGAUCAGGACCGAUAUCCCGUCAGCCUUUGCUAAUCGCAAGCUGUCGAGCAGUCAGCAGGAACUCCCCGACUUGUUCCGCUCAAGCCACUCGGCCGCCUCUCCUUUGCUGACACCAGCACUGCGCCAUAAUUUGUCCACCUCCAGCUUGAGUCCCAAUUCCGCUCUUGCAUCGCCUGCCCUGGCUGCCAUGCUCGAUAUCACNCCCCUGCCCUCGCCCAUCAUGCUCAACGACCCCAGCUCUCCUGGCCCGUGGAAGCGGAUACGAAGCGGCCAUUUCGAUACGUCAAUGAGACCACCUUCGAGACUCGGNCUCUUCUCCCCGACGACGAGUAUGUUAUCCUCAAUGGCUGCACCACCCGGCUCGCCGCCCAAGAAAAAGAAGGGAUAUGGAAGUUUGGUACAUGCCGCUGUCGAGGGUCCAAACGCCCAUGGCAUCGAUCUGGUCAUGCGCAAGCAGCACAACCGCAACCGCAGCAUUAGUGACUUUGUACCCGAAGCCAUGCACAAUGUGAGGCCGAGGAACGUCACGAUUGGGCCUGCAGGUCUGCACAUCACGACUACUCCACCGAAUGAGCAGCCAAUGCAGAGGGAGCAUUACCUCGCUCAGCAGCGUGGCUACGUACAACCUUCGGCCUCUUCGGACGAUGAGCGUAGGACUCCUGACCACUCGCAUACCCAGUCCAUGAUGAGAGCCUCUGUCGACUCUGCCAAGGUUCUGCCAUCACCACCUCCUUCGAGCAAGGGUAUGAUGGAAGCGGAGAAAGAAGACACGGACAUGCAGAGUGUGGGUGGGGCAGAGGAUUCCGACGUCGAGUACUUCACCGUUCGAUCGGCACAUGAAGACCACAAGCGCAGAUGGCGUUCUGUACGAACUCUUGGCCAGGGUACUUUCAGCAAGGUUAUGCUGGCUACAUCACAACAACUACCAUCGAGUACGCCUUAUGAUGAGAAGAACUUGAACCCGCGGAAACUGGUUGCCGUCAAGAUUGUCGAACACGGUCCAGCUGGAGGCGCCGACGAAGAGCGGAUCGAAGUAUCUCUCAAGCGAGAAGUCGACAUCUUGAAGAGCGUGUCACAUCCUUCGAUUGUGCAGCUCAAGGCACUCGAGUACACAGAUGAACGAGCCUUGCUUGUUCUGAGUUACUGCCCAGGAGGUGACUUGUUCGAAUUGGCCAGUGAACAUCGCAACAUCUUACAGCCCAAUCUGGUCCAACGCAUGUUUGCCGAAUUGGUAAGCGCGACACGCUACUUGCACAAGAAUUAUAUCGUCCACCGCGACAUCAAGCUCGAGAGUAAGAUUGCCCUUUUGUCUUUCUGUUCAAGCUCCUUUUACUUACGAUCAACCCGCGAUNNAGACGUCUUGGUCGUACCCGCCUACAACGCUCUCUCGCAUCUUGAAAAUCCUCAGACUCAUCCUUAUCCGCUGAUCUGCCUGACUGAUCUCGGUCUCUCCCGCCGCAUUCCCGCUCCACCAGCCUCACCUCUCCUCACAACCCGCUGCGGCAGCGAAGACUACGCCGCCCCUGAGAUUUUGCUCGGUCAACCUUACGACGGCCGCAGUACAGACGGCUGGGCUCUGGGUGUUCUCCUAUAUGCCUUGAUGGAAGGCCGCUUACCCUUUGACUGCCCACCUGGCAAACCAGAAAGAUCACGACCUUCACACCGUAUAGCCCGUGCAGACUGGAUGUGGUGCAAAUUUGGUGACGAGGAUGGAGAAUGGGAUGACAAGAGAAACGAUACCAAAGAAUUCAAGGGAUGGGAGGGAGCAAAGGGUGUCGUGGAGGGCCUGCUCAAGAAGGUCAGGAUGGGAAGGAAGGCAUUGGCGGACAUUGAAGAAAUGGAAUGGGUCAGGGAUGGGAUACAGGUUGAGGGCGGGCUGAAGGCUUUUGACGACAUCGAGCCAUUAUGA
This is a messenger RNA of Aureobasidium vineae, 2115 nucleotides long. The record is from the annotation of a GenBank genome assembly. Lineage: Eukaryota; Fungi; Ascomycota; Dothideomycetes; Dothideales; Saccotheciaceae.